UAUUUUGGUGAUAAAAGCAUAAAACUUUGCAUAAUUUUCACUAAACAUGCAACACAUGUUUUCCGAUAUGGAUCUAGUCGUGCUUGGUCUUGAAGUCAAGAUGUAUGCAUGCUCUUAAUUUUUUUAAUAUUGAUGUAUUUAACAUGAUAAUUUAAAAACAAAUUUAUAAUUGCGGCACACUUAAAAACUCUAUAGAGUUCAAGUGUGACGUCACAAAAAGCUAUUUUUAAAAUUUUAGCCACAUAGUAUAAAAGAACACCACAAAUACUUCCAAUUAUGCAAGAUCAGUCAAAUAUGUCUUAAAUAGGUUGAGAUAUGGUAAAGAAAGAUUUGAGUUUGCUAAUAAAUCAUUGUUAUUUUGGCUCUGUUCAGUGCACAUGUGGCCGGUGUAAUAGGGAGUUUACGAUUCACUACGUAGGUCACUACGGCUACUCAAAGAGGUCUGUGCACUUGUUUUGCCUCCCCUUAAGCCUGAUUUACGCGAGACGAAUUUUUUCGUGCGAAGCGAAUUUUUCGCCGCGAAUGCGCGAAAAAUAUGCGCAGAAGUGGAGAUUGGAAAAUUCGCAGCGAAUAAUUCGCUGCGAAAAAGUAGAAACCAUUCCUGCUUUUACGCUGCGAAUUUUUUCGCCUUGUAAAAUAAACCAAUCAGAACAGCAAUUGAAGAUAUCUGACACAAACCCAAAGGAAGGGCUAGGCCGAAUGGUGCUACGCAAUGUAAACAUGUCUAAAUCAAAAGUAUGCAAAACGACAGAAAACUACGCAAUGGUUCAAACAACAACAUGGUUGAAGAAUGAGUAACCUAUGACUAAGCCUAAACAAUGCUGGGAAAAUCCCGCACCUAUAACAUAAACAAUGGAAUGGGACGCUUCUAGCAACAGGCGUCUUUGGUGCAAUAAACGAUAAAAGCUCCUCCCAGACCGAAACCUUGUCGGCAAAUCUUCGAAAAUUGAAGUUUUGUAAACCUCUUGAAAACUGGCAACCAGUAGUUGUGUGGAUGUGUUUCAGUUCACAUUACAAAAUAUUUUUCUGAUGCGGCGCCUUAAGACGUUGCUUCCGUUCAUGAAACUUUGCUUCAGUUCUUGACAUUUUAUUUAGUUAUUUGUUGUCUCCAAAUGUCAUCAUACUCUAUAGUCUAUAGAUACCUAUAGGUAUCAUACUGUGCUAAGUAACGCAAGGUCACUCUCACUACCUUCCUUCUCUCUGUGUGGGCUGCGUGUGAUUAACAAAAUGAGCGAAAAAGUUUCCUCGAACGCGAGAAAAAGAAAAAGAACUAAACUGAAAUGUCUUGUACAUGGCUGUAAUCAUACAUUUGACGAUGAUUAUCGAACAUCUCACAACAUUAAGUAUCAUAAAGACUUGCUGUUAAAAAAGAAAAGCAUUCCAUAUGAAUCUUAUGGAGCGCCAAAGAAUCCAUUUUCGAUGGCUGCUCGAUAUAAGCAAAAUCCAAAUGACACUGCCGAUGCAAGUACAAAUACAAUCAAACACGAUCAGGUAUGGUGAGUUUUGUUUAUUGUACAUGAUAUUUUAAAUUUUAAACCAAUGAAUAAACAAAUGAAUAAACACAGAUGUUUUUACCUUAGCUGGAGGAGGCAAGUCUUUGUUUAUAGAAAAAGGAGGACUAUAGCUUUUUUUAAAAUAAUGGCAAGUUACUUGGGACUGUGGGGGCAAUUGCCCAAUCGCCCCCUCGUUAGUAUGUUAUAAAGGCUCUGUAAUUUUAUUGAGACAAAUAAAAGCAGAAACACUACACAUUAAAGCCAUCUUCGAGUCUAAUUUAGCCAAUCUUUUUAUAAAGUAACUCCACCAGAAGGGCAGAGGCAGAUUGACAACGGCUCAAAUGGUGAUGAUGGUGUCACAAGAACUACAACAGAUGUAGGAAAAAUUAAAGAAAACAACGCGCUGGAGUAUAGUGUUGAUGAGUUUGAAGCAAAAGAGCAAGAUAGGGAUGUUGACAUUGACAGUUCAAAAGAGUUCACGGUCAAUGAAGGACCUCUUAGAAAAUCCAGAAGAGAAAGAGGAUGACACAGAGGAGAGCGAAGUAAACCUAUGGAGUUGUGUUGGAGCACUGGAGUAUCUUGUGAAGCAUUUAGAGAGAGCUUUAUCUUUGCUAAAGGAAACUAAAUCGGCAGAGACAAUUAAAACUAAAGAAUUCCUGAUUAAUACUAUUGAUAUUGCAUUACUUGUCGAAAACAGCUCAACAGUACUGCAUGAAUUAUCAAAAAAGACACUGAAACAUUAUGACGACCAGCUGUUAGUAGAGCAAGAACCGCAAUCACUGAUUGAAAUGCCAAAUUGGGAGCCCGGAUUGCGGCCUCAAUCUCUGAAUGUGAAUCAGAAAAAGUAUUUGUUAGAAAAGGGACCCUGCCAACCAAAGCUUGUAAGAUUUCCGCCAAAUAAUGACAUACAAGCACAUAAACAGAGGCAGUUUAGUUCAAGAUGGUACGAAGAAUAUCCCCACUUGGAAUACAGCAUCACAAAAGAUGCAGCACUCUGCUUCGUAUGUUCUUUGUUUAAACAACCAAAUCGAGAUGCAGCGUGGACAGAAUAUGGUGUUUCAUCUUGGAGUAAAAUGAAAAGUCGCGGAACAGUCAAGAAAGGUAAGCUUUCGGGGCGUUUUAGCUCUGACAGCCACAAAGAGGCCAUACGGUCUUAUGCACGGUUCUGCGACCCAUUGUGCCAUAUUGAAAUCAUACUGGAUAAGUCUGCACGAAAUGCAAAAAUCCAAGAAGAAGCGCACAAGCUAGAGGAUUUAGAAGCAGUCAAGGUUUUAAUGGAUGUAGCUUUCACGAUGGAAGACUUUGGCACGUCAAGAUAUUGCCUUUCGUGGUGAUGGAAAAUUGAAACAGAAUGGAAACUUCAUUCAAAUGACUCAGUUGGUAGCUCGACAUUGUCCUCUGUUAGAUAGCUGGCUGAACAGUCGUUCUUCUAGGGCAUACAAUGUCACAUACAUGGCUCCAGAAUCUCGAAAUGAGAUGAUAACGCUCUUGGCAGAUCAAGUUAGACAAGAAAAUUAUUCUAGAAAUUAAACAGGCUGGUAUGUUUAGUGUUUCUGCAGAUACUACACCAGAUCUAUCAAAAUCUGACCAAAUGACCGUGGUUUGCAGAUUUAUUGGCACAGACGGUACACCAAAGGAACGACUAUUAGCCAUGAAGCACGUGAUGAUACAGCAAAGGACAUCAUUGAUGCAUUAAACAUUCACUCGUUAAAUAUGGACGAGCUGUGCUUUCAAUCCUACGAUUUUGCCGCAUCCAUGUCUGGUAGAUACAACGGUGCUCAACAAAAACUGCAAGAAAGGUUGAACAAGGUUGUCCCGUAUAUUCCAUGUCAAGCACACAGGGGUAACACUGUUCUAGAACAUAGCUGCAACGCCAGUCCCAUUAUCAAGGAUAUGUUUAAUAUGCUAGAAGAACUUUACGUUUUCUUUACAAGCAGUACAAAAAGGUUCGUUUUUUAGUAUGUUAUAAGCUUUCAUGCAUCCAUUUUUAGAUUUAGAUAAUGCCUAGAUACUUUGCCAUCAUAGAUAUUCCAUUUAAAAACUUUACUCUUUUGAUCAGGAAGUAAAUUUUCACCCAUUAAUUAGCAUUUAAUAAUAUUUAAUAAUAUAGAUGUUAUUUACUAAAUAAUCUAAUUAGUAAGGUAACCUUAAAAAGUAGUGGGUCAAUCUGA
Molecule: messenger RNA, 3664 nt
Organism: Rhopilema esculentum
Lineage: Eukaryota; Metazoa; Cnidaria; Scyphozoa; Rhizostomeae; Rhizostomatidae
Source: RefSeq, a predicted model, not a curated record